Suncus etruscus (white-toothed pygmy shrew) is the source of this 3036-nucleotide messenger RNA. RefSeq names its product galanin receptor 1 (gene GALR1). The record is from RefSeq and is a predicted model, not a curated record. Lineage: Eukaryota; Metazoa; Chordata; Mammalia; Eulipotyphla; Soricidae. The transcript has 3 exons. Gene Ontology annotation, cellular component: membrane. Gene Ontology annotation, biological process: G protein-coupled receptor signaling pathway; negative regulation of adenylate cyclase activity; positive regulation of cytosolic calcium ion concentration. Gene Ontology annotation, molecular function: galanin receptor activity. Bases 1 to 1053 code for a protein of 350 amino acids.
AUGGAGCUGCUCCCCGGCAACCUGAGUGAGGGCAGCAGCCACAAUGGCCUCGAGGCCCCCGCGCCCGCGUCCGAAUCCUGGCAGCCGAUGGGCAUCGGCGUGGAGAACUUGGUGACGCUCGUCGUGUUCGGCCUCAUCUUCGCGCUCGGCGUGCUGGGCAAUAGCUUGGUCAUCACCGUCCUGGCGCGCAGCAAGCCAGGGAAGCCGCGAAGCAUCACCAACCUCUUCAUCCUCAACCUGAGCGGCGCCGACCUGGCUUACCUGCUCUUCUGCGUCCCUUUCCAGGCCACCGUGUACGCGCUGCCCGACUGGGUGCUGGGCGCCUUCGUGUGCAAGUCCACGCACUACGUGUUCACCGUGUCCAUGCUGGUCAGCAUCUUCACGCUCACCGCUAUGUCCGUGGACCGCUACGUGGCCAUCGUACACGCGCACCGCGCCUCGGCCCUGCGUGUCCCCCGAAACGCGCUGCUGGGUGUCGGCUGCAUCUGGGUGCUGUCCGUGGCCUUGGCCUCGCCCGUCGCCUACCAACAGGACCUGGUGCUCUGGAAGGACAACCACACCUACUGCUGGGAUGUCUGGCGCGGGACCCGCCACAAGAAGGUCUACGUGGUGUGCACCUUCGUCUUUGGGUACCUGCUUCCUCUCCUGCUCAUCUGCUUCUGCUACACCAAGGUCCUGAGUCAUUUGCACAAGAAGUUGAAGAACAUGUCUAAGAAAUCUGAGACCUCAAAGAAAAAGACAGCUCAGACGGUCCUGGCAGUGGUUGUGGUCUUCGGGAUCUCCUGGCUCCCACAUCAUAUCGUCCACCUGUGGGUUGAAUUCGGGUCCUUCCCACUGACCCCCACAUCCUUCCUCUUCCGGAUCCUGGCCCACUGCCUAGCAUACAGCAACUCCUCGAUGAACCCCAUCAUCUACGCUUUUCUUUCUGAGAACUUCCGCAAGGCCUACCGGCAGGUGUUCAAGUGCCACCGUGGCCAGCCGGCGGCAGACGGGGUCAAGGGCAGCCGAAGUCGCGCUGACACACCGCCCUCCACCAACUGCACUCAUGUAUGAGGCCCGGAUGCCAACCAGAGCAGCCUCAUCCACCUGCCAUGUCAGCACCUUUAGCAACCCCCAGGCUGAGGAUGGCGUUUCUGAGUUCUUGGAGUCUCUGGGCCACCGCAGACUUACACACAGGAGGGCGGGGGUUCUGUACUGCCUGGUUCCCCCCAUAGACCCUCAAAGCCUACUACUCAGCCAGGCUGUGCUAUCUACAAAGCACAUUCUUUGAGGUGCGUUCUUCCAUUUCAAGGAGCAAUGUUCUGCUGAAGCCUGUGUUCCACAUGCUGGCUUGGACUUUGGGAGAGAUUGGCCCUGGGGUGUCUCUCAAAGGGAGAGCAGGGAUUGCUGGACAGCUGGCAAUGUGGGGCAGGUUUCUGUGUAGGUAGAGUGGAGCAGAUUUUUAUUCAUCUAUGCACUGUGGAGCAGGUUUCUGUUCAUCUAUGCAGCAAGGGGCAGGUUUCUGUUUGUCUAUGCAGGCUCGAGCAGGUUUCUGUCCAUCUAUACAGCACAAAGCAAAACUGGGCUCAUGCUAUUUUGCUGAUGGGACCCUGGCCAGAGCUGCCCAGAGUCUCCUGUGGAUGGAAAGGGUGGCCAGUUAGAGCCAUCCUGUGUCCUCAGACUGGUGGACAGGACAUGAGUGGACACACCACAGGCUGCAACCCUGAGGGCAGAGACAAUUUGUUCAGACUCCACCAUCAGGAAGACACAGGACUCCAAACCACGCCAUGAGCCAUAUCAUGAGCAAAGACCACUAGGGAUUGAGAAGGGACAGAGGAUGAGGAGGAUAAGGAACAGGAAAUUUCCACAUGCCCAGCAACCUUAGGAUGUCACAGUGGUCAUAGGACAGAUGUUUCUGGAGCCCCAAGCUGUAACUCUGCUCCCUCCCAGCUGUGGUUAAUGGGGGGCUUUGACCAUCCUAUGGAUCUGCUAUUCCCUGGACUCACCCCAAGGUUUCUUCCUGCUCUAAAUGUUAUUUUGGGGCCAACAGCCUGACUAGACUUUUUUUUUUGUGACUUUAAAAUCCACAUGUAGGCUUCACAACAGUUUUACAGGUUGGGUACUUACAGAGAAAAAACAGCAAGGAAAGGGAACUGUGGCCACAGAAAAAGUGCAUUUUCUGAUAUUUUUUCAGAGGAUGUGAGAGCAAAAGAUCAAUUAUUUAAAAUAGGAUUUGGGACCAGGACUCAGCAUGGUAAAUGCUGAGAACAGCUGACGGGAACCCCCAGACAAAAGCCAGAAAAGCUUUUUAUGAGAUACAACCUGCCACAUUUUUCAUAGGAAGAAAAAAACAUCACAUAGUGUGCUUGUUUGUUUUUGGGCCACACCCAGAGGCACUCAGGGGUUACUCCUGGCUCUAUGCUCAGAAAUUACUCCUAGCAGGCUUAGGGGGCCCUAUGAAUGCAGGGGAUCAAAUCUGGGUUGGUUUAAUCAUGCAAGUCAAUGUCUUCCCUGCUCUACUAUUGAUCAAACCCCCGGAAAAAUCACAUUUUCGAUAGAAAAGAAAGGGCAGGCCAUUGCCUGUUAACUCCACUAGCUUGUGUAUCGAUCACACUAAGACAUUCUUCUGGCCAAGGGUGUUUGUGGUGGGCUCAGGAUGGCCCAGGAAGGUCAGGAUGGGUCCUGGUGUCUGAGGCAGAAGGCACUGUCCAUGGGCUUAGUGUGGCCUCUGUCCCUUCCUUCAGUUGAGUGACAGAGCUACCUGCUCCUGCCCAUGGUCUUUCUCACACUGUUGGAUGCUGCCACAGCCCAUGUGGGUUCUACCAUCCAGAGCUGCUCUGCAGACUUACCAGGCCAGGAAAGGCCUCACAGGUCUGUCCAGCUCCCAUGUCAAGUGAAACAUGGCACAAAGGCUGCUGCUUUGGACAAGCCAGAGACAGCCCAGUGGAUGGCCCGUCUCUGAGGGGACACUGGGGUGCCACAAGGACCCAGGAUGGCAGAGCCCAAGGACAGAUAGUCCUGCUUCUUCCUUCCACCACUGUGCUUCCUGCUGCUGCU